AUGUCGACGCCAGCCACGAACAGAAAAGUAAAGUUCAUCGCCGCUGAUCCAUCUCGCGGCGGUCUGCCUUUGAAGCGCAAGCAGGUUCAGCACGCGUGCGAGUCUUGUCGCCGUAAAAAGCGGAGAUGCAUCCAUGCAGACGACGCGGCCGAGGAGCCGUCACCAGAAGAGAGUCGCGGUGUUGAUUCCUCGCCCUCACACGCCUCGUCUGCCAAUCCCGCCCGCAGUGUCACACCAGUGAGUCGUACCUCAUUACCGCCAGUCGCAAACGGCAUUCUAGGUCGCCAGCAGGAACACUUGUAUCUGCCGGCCAGCCGCGCCAAUGGCAAAUACCAGCGCCCAUACCACGAUGGAUCGUUUAGGACACGAUCUGCCCGCUUCGUUGGCGACCUGAACCCCGAGGGCAUGUUUAUCGAGGCCACGGCCUCCGUCUCCGCGCGAGAGUCCUCUCAAAAGGGCGACGUGGGGAUAUGGCUCCCUGCCGGCAGCAGUCAGUCGCAAUUCAUAACCUCUCGACCGCCUCCAAUAAUGGACAGGUUUUUACUUCCUUUCGUCAAAGAGCACUGUCUUUCAUGUUUGCCUCCCGAUGACGACUACGCAAAGCUCAAGACGACAUUUAUUCAAAAGAUUCACCCACUCUUCCCCGUUCUCCCUCUAUCAUCUCUCAAUGAAGUUACGAAUAAUCCCACAAGCAUCAUUCAACGCCAACUCGUCUGUCUAGCGGCUGGCAGCGACCCAGACAUGACUCAAUAUCUGCGACUGCAAAACCAAGGCGGCGCUUUAUUAUCGCCGCAGGAUUAUUCGCAAGCACUGUCCUCGUCUGUUCGAGCUAUUCUGGAGACCUCCCUCAUCACCGACAGAGUGGCGCAUAUUCAAGCCCUGGCGAUGCUCUCAUUUUAUGUUCAACCGACAUGCGCCGAGGAGGCCGAUUUGCCCGCACAAUUAGGUGGCAGAGCUAUACAUCACAUCCAGACUCUUGGACUUCACUUGCUGCGAUAUGACGCCCCUAAUUGCGAUGACUUGAACAAUUUAUUUUGCGCAGUCUGGGCGCUAGAUCGUAUUAAUGCCGCCAUGUAUGGCCGUCCUUGUUUGCUCCAUGAAAGAGACAUUGGUGCGGACCUGGACGCCUGCAUCCGGAAGCGACCGCCGUGCUUCAGACUUUUGUUGUCCGUCAUCCAAUGGCUUGACCAAGUUGUAGAGCUAUACCGGCCAGGCCCCAGCGAAGAAGCUUCCGGUAUUGAUAAGGUGGCCUACAUCGAUCUACCAGUCCUGGAAGCGAUGAUCGUGAAUGCAGAUGCGCUCAAGGUUUCUUCCUCUCUAAUCGGUAUGUACUUCCGUUCUCUCCCUCCCGUUCCAACCCUAACACUGCGGUCAGCUACCAUCGAAACGUUUUAUCACGCCGUCAUCAUCCUCUCCUGUCGACUUCCCCGGCCAGGCACCGCACCCGCCGCUUCCACACUUCCCCCACCUUCAGCCAACGCCCGUCGGUCUUUGGCAGCCGAAAGAAUUGCUUGUGCGGUUCCACGAGAUUGUUUAAGCCCGGCGCCCUUUGUUCCCUACGCUGUCUCGCUUGCCCUCAGCGUCGAAUAUCGAAAAAUGCGCCAUAGUCGACUGCCGAUGUUCCGUGCCAGGGCCAUGAGCUCGUUCAAGCGAAACUGCGAGCUGUUGCGGCGCUAUAGUAACCAUUUUUGGAACGCCAGUGUUGUGGCAGGGCUUGGAGAACGAGUUCUCAAGGAAAUGGAACGUGCAGCUACCACUCUAAACAAAGACCAUACGCCGCCCGUUGCUGCCUCAGAGUCGAGUUUACUUGGCAACACUCAGAGUAUGCCGACUGCAGGGAUUACAGAACUACCACUACACGACCCGGACGGCAUUAAUGCAGCUAUUGAUUCUGCCAUUGGGAUGGACAACACUGUUAAUUUCUCUCUGGUGGAUCCUGUGUCUGGCCAAGACGUUUUCGGCCACAUCGAUCCAAACUUCAAUCUUGAUGCUGUAGAGGACGCGCUAGAAGCGCACCUAGACAUCGGUCUGCCCUUUACCUGGGGUGAUUGGGGUCAUUACGCAACCUGA
Molecule: messenger RNA, 2070 nt
Organism: Cordyceps militaris CM01
Lineage: Eukaryota; Fungi; Ascomycota; Sordariomycetes; Hypocreales; Cordycipitaceae
Product: fungal specific transcription factor, putative
Exons: 3
Coding region: 1-2070 (689 amino acids)
Biological process (GO): DNA-templated transcription; regulation of DNA-templated transcription
Molecular function (GO): DNA binding; DNA-binding transcription factor activity, RNA polymerase II-specific; zinc ion binding
Source: RefSeq, a predicted model, not a curated record